Molecule: messenger RNA, 3961 nt
Organism: Macrosteles quadrilineatus (aster leafhopper)
Lineage: Eukaryota; Metazoa; Arthropoda; Insecta; Hemiptera; Cicadellidae
Product: heat shock 70 kDa protein 14-like
Exons: 10
Coding region: 165-1679 (504 amino acids)
Biological process (GO): protein folding
Cellular component (GO): nucleus; cytosol
Molecular function (GO): ATP-dependent protein folding chaperone; ATP binding
Source: RefSeq, a predicted model, not a curated record
AGCAGACAUAACAUAACCUCUAACCUCGUUUUUUUAAAUCAACCAGUGUCAAGUUAAGUCACGUUCUUUUCUUUUCAAACAUAGUUUCUAUAAAAUAAUAAUUUUUGGUAACUCCUUACUUCCGUGAUAAAAUAUCUUUCUACUGUUCCCAUCUUUAUUGAAAAAUGAACCCGGUAUUUGGAAUACACGUGGGGAAUUCUGGAGCAUGCUUGGCUAUGUGCAAGAAAGAUGACUCCAAGUUCCAAAUUGAAGUUAUAGCAAACCAUGCCGGGGAAAGAGUUACACCUGCUAUCGUUACGGUCACUGAAAAUGAAAAUGUUGUUGGAACAGCAUGCAAAUCAUUAAUGAUCUCACGCUGGAAUACCACUGUCGUGUGCAACAAACGCAUGCUGGAUACAAACACCCCUGAACUAGAAAAUGGCCAUCGGAGAGUGGCCACUGUGCUCCGAGAGGAUGAACUAUGCUACGAAUUACCUCUGGAAGAUCGAACAGAAUAUAUGACUCCAACAGAUAUUGCCAGAUCAAUUUUUCGUACCUUAUAUGAGAUUGCUAGAAGUGCAGUCCCAGGAGCGGAGAGUGAAGCCUCAUGUGUUCUGUUAGUGCCUCGACUCAUGUCUGAUGAAGGCAGGUUCAAGCUGCGAUCUGCAGCGGAGGCAGUAGGAUGGGAUGUAAUGCAUAUAAUCUGUGAACCAGCAGCGGCCAUUCUGGGAUACGACUUGCUCUCAGAUUGCAUAACAAAGAAAGUAUUGGUGUACAGAGUAGGAGGCAGAAGUUGUGACGUAACAUUGAUACAAGUAGACCGAGGAUUUUUGAACAUUCAGGAUACAGAGUACACUGAAGACGUGGGGGGUAAACUCCUCAUAAAUACUCUUACCAAUUACUUGGCACAGGAAUUUUACAGGAAAUACAAGUUGGAUCCAAAAGAGAGUCACAGGUCUCUGACAAAAUUGACACUAGCAGCAGAAAAUUGCCUUCAUGUUCUAUCAUCUAUAGAAUCUGCCAAUUGCUUUGUUGAGAGUUUAUGUGAAGGAGUAGAUUUUAGUCACCAAAUGUCCCGCGCUCGUUUUGAAUCCUUAUUGAACCCGUUCCUUGUUGAAUUUGCCAAACCACUGCAUUCGGUCCUCUCCAGGCAGAAUUUGACUCCUGAUGAUGUUACAAUGGUCUUACUUUGUGGUGGGCCAAUGAAAAUGCCUAAACUGAGAAAGUACAUAUCAGAAAUAUUUCAAGAAUCUAAAACCAAAAUUGUACCGCUGCUGACUGGUGUAAACUAUGACGAGGUGUUGGCCUGUGGUGCUGCUCGCCAAGCAGGCUACAUAGCUGACAACAAUAUGGGCGACAACUUCCUUCCAGAUCAACUUGAAAUUCCCGUUCUGGAAUUUGCUAUCACAAUAAAGGUUGAAGGGGCGCAAUCUGAUCGCCAUGAACUGGAGAGUGGACUUUUUCUCCCCAUCCACAAGACCAUGAGAGUAUCUUCUCCUGAGGAACUGGUCACCCUCACAUUCUCACAGUUUGAAACUGAUCAGACCAUUUUGAGAGGACAGUUGCAACUGGAAGGACUACCUGAUCCAUGUUAUCUGGAGUUGGAAGUAAACAGUGAAGAUGGAUUAAAAGUAGGAGUUCCUGAAGAAGGCGAAGAUUAUCGACAUCACAUCGUGAAGAUGCGCCCAAUUCCUUUAUAACAUGGCUAUUUGUCAAAAUGUUGUGUAAAUAUGUCACCGAUGAAAAGUCAUUAAUAGACCAUCUAAAUUUUGAAUAUAUAUAUUUUUCCAAUUCUAAAGAAAAGACAAUAAUUAAAUGAGAAGAUAUUAGGACCGAGCAAACUAAUAACAGUUCAUGACCCUAAAGAAACAAUGUCCUAUUGUCUAAAAACCAUAUCAGCUGUUAAUGUAAAUUUUAUUUAUAGUUUCAUUGAUUAGUGUUGUAGUUAGAUUUCAUAAAGAAGUCUUAGAAACAAUUUAAAAAUAAACAGUGAGGUUUACCAUUUUUUACCCUUUGAUUAUUUUUUUUCAAACUAUGCUCAUACAUUUUAGUUGUUCAUAAAUAUUAUUUACAAAUCUGUUCUCCUGUUUGUGUUUUGUAUAGGCUAAUAGUACUCCUAUGCUCUACAAAUACACCGUGUCCCAAAGGAAACUGAACAACUUUGUUGGAUUGUAAUUAUUUUAAUUACACACAUAUGGAAAUGUUUUAAAAUAAAAAGUGACACACUUAUUCUUAAGAUAUCAUUAAUAUAAUGUUUGUUAAUGUACUUCAACUUCAACAUUAUUCCCAUUGUUGGCAAAAAUAUAGUCAAUAUGGUUAUCUAUCUUUGACCACACUCUAUGUCUCAUUUCAUCUGUGAUGUUGCUGAAGGCUGCAUUGAUUCUCAAUCUGAAUUCUCGAACAUUGGAUACGACUUGUAAACUUGGUCUUUGACAAAGCCCCAGACAAAAAAGUCACAGGAUGUUAGGUCGGGGGACCGUGGAGGCCAGCGUAUCAGACUGUCCGUCACACCCAAUCCAUUGUAAAGGGAAGGAGUUGUCAAGUGACUCUCUGACAAAAAACUUCCAAUGUGGUGGGGCUCCAUCUUGUUGUAAAAACACAUUGGGCUGUAGGUCUGUUUUCUAGCAUGUCUAGAUAAAUGUUGCCAUUCAACUUGGGGCUUUCUCGAAUAUGUUCUCUUCUCGAAAUUCAUAUGGCUUUUCAAUGCCCCAUAUUCGAAUAUUAUCUUUAUUAACUUUUCCACGAACAUGGAAUGUGGUUUCGUCGGAAAACACUAUCUUUUUUUAAAAGUCAUCAACAAACAUACGAUCAAGCACAGUAGCUGCAAAGUCUUCUUUACAUUUCAGUUUGUCAUCUGGGGUAAUUUGUUGUAAAAUAAACAAUAUAAGCUUUCAUAUUAAGGUUUUUCUUUAGUACUCACUCGGUGAACACUCGAUUUUAACAAAUUUAAUUCACAUGCUGCGAUGCGGACAGAUUUUUGAGGACUAAGAAGGAAUCCUUGAUGCACAUGUUCUACAACUUCAUCUGGGAGCUUAGGCCUACCAUUAACUUUCAAGUGUUUUAUGCUUCCAGUCAAAAUAAACUCAUCAUUCUUGGAUGGUGUUCCUUGAUGAAGGAUGUCGACCAUCGUGUUUUCUAAAUCUUCUUUGCUCUAAAAUAUCAGAUUAUGUUUCAAUGUACCAUUCAACACACUGAGCUUUCGCUUGCACGUUCAUAACGCCUGCCUUACUGUAGGUUAUGUUUUGAUGUUUAAAGGUUCAAAAGACAACAAUGGAUCAGCUGAUACAUGUAAAUCAUGUUAAAAAAAACUAUGAGUUCCUCUAUCAUAUGUCAUUUUCAACAAAUAUCUAUGUACUCCUAAUAGAUUUUUUUCUGCCUCAAAUUGUUCAGUUUUUUUGGACACCUUGUGCAGUGAUUGUUAAUAUCUCAGAAUCUUUAAACUAUUUUUCAAGUAGUUGCCACUUUUAGUAAUGAUAAGUUAAUAGAAAAACCAGGAAUGUUUUUGACAAAAUAAUCACCCGUUCCUAAUUGUAAGCCUUCGACAACUAUAUGCUGGUGUCUGGGCUGUAAAAUUCUGAUAUCAUUAAGAUCUGCUCAAUUAGGAGGAUUACUUCGUUGUGUAAAGUGGAGUGAAGGCGUGGGCUCAGUUGGUAUACGUAAUAAAUAAUGAUCAUGUCACUGCUACUCAGGUUACUACUGAUAAAAAACAUUGUAUUUACAUAGAAUCAUUAAAAUUAUGUAUGAAAAUGUCAGCAGCUAGCAGUUAUGCUAACGAAUAUGAGAAUUACAGGAGUCAAAUACUUCAGGCCUAAGGUAGAAAUCCAAGCCUUUUUUUACCAAUGUACUAUAGUUAUAAAAUAUUAGUUUUUCUUCAUGAGGAGACUUUGUUAUUAUAAUAUUUUACUUGCAACUGGAGGAGAAAGUUACAUUCUCAAGGUUCCUUUGUUUAAGUUUUUUUUAUGAAUAAAUUGUAAACAAUGUA